GGUCUUCCACCAUUUCGCUGCGUAAAGUCUCCUCCCCGCGACCGCUACAUUCUGCGCCGAAACCCAGUCUCUCCCGGUCCGUAUUUUAACUUCUUCCCACAGACCUAGUGGUACCUCGUUGGGUACCGGGAGACAGUUUGGAUUACUGGCAUUACGGAUUGAGUGCGAUUUUACGCGGAUGACGGCUUCUUCAACGAGAAUUUAGUAAAAGAAAAUUGGUCGGAAAUUUCAGAAUAUGUGGAGGGGACCCUAAUUUCAGCAUCCUGGAAGUAGAAAGCACAGAAGAUCUGUGUCUCACACCACAGACAGGUGCAGUGUGUAGCCGGGGCAGCACAGAGGAAGGAAGCUCUGGGGAGGAGGCGGCGCGGCAGCGUGCCACUCCGGCUGUGGAUGUGCUGGGUGGCAACCCCCAGGCUGCACAGAAUGUGGCUGGGGAGUCACCUCGGCAUGCCCCGCAGCCGGUCGCAGCUGCCCCCCGCCCAGUCCCUCCGUUCACCAGUCUGUCCAUUGUGCCAUUGCCAGAGAACAACGACUCGGCAUUCCUCGGCAUGGAGAACGUCCCUCAGACCAAUCAGCCAAUCAGCAGUGACUUCAAGGACAGCGUCGCAGCAGAAGUCCGCGCUGAGGAGAGCGCUGCCGAAGUUGUCGGAGUUUCGAGAUCCUUGCCAACAUCCCUCAGUGACAAAUGUAGUUCCUCCGCUGAGAUGCAAUGGCUUCCAACUCCCCUUUGUCCCCCUCUCACCCCAGAUAAACAGCUUAACAGCACAGUGCAAGAGUUGCAAUAUGUGUCACAAACUGAUAAAGAGAAAAGCCCCUCAAUAUGUCAGACAGACCAGAUUCAGCCACCUAGAGAAGGUGCUGGACCUGUGGAUAUUACGGGGACAAAGGAGAAACAGUUCGUCUUAUUGGAAUAUAAACCAGAGACUGGGAAAAACAUGGAACUUGGUGGAAAAGAGCACACAGGUGGAAAUAUUCUCCUCCAGCCCAAAUCUCAAAUCAGUUUCACAGCCUCAUCUCCAUCUGUCCCACAAUCAAGUGUUGGUUUUAAAGUCCAAGACCUCACACAACAUGGGGCUACCACGCCGUCUGACAGGGACCCACUUGUCUGCCCAAACCAAGGCAGCCAUAUACCUCCCCCAGGUGCUGUGGAGCAGACCGGUGGUCACCAGGACUCAAAAUUAUCUGAGCUCCCUUUCCCCUCAUCUGGCAACAGUGAGAUUAAACAAACUGACCUGUCAAAAACACAACCUGAAAUCAUCAAAGAGAUCUCAACUGAUGCCAGAGAAACACAGAAGGCAAAUUCUUUGGAAUCAGUUGAGAUGUUCGAGCAUGUUAAAGAGCUCGAUGACACCUCUCACAAAGAAAGACAACCUCCCUCAGCUGAAAUACUUGAGAUCCCAAAAGCAAGAGAACCGCUUCCUGGGUUGUCCCCUUCACUUGGAAAAGGAGGAGCCGUGUCCGGCAGCACAGCUGCCAGAGAAGAACGCAACGUCAAGAGGAGCUGCGAUCCAAUCGUAGGAGAGCAGGUCGAGAGUGGCAUGAGGGAAGAACAAACUGACACGACCACCCCCCCAUCUGACUUCACAAUGCUGCCGGAGUGCUCUUACACACAGCAGAGUCACUCAAAACCCUCUGCAGCAACCCCUCCGUUUGACACAGGCGUGGUUGUCUCGCUGCAGGCGGGGCAGGCUGUCGAAGCAGAAACCUUGCGUCCCUCUGACCAAGUCCCCCCAACAGAGAUGCCACUGGCAGCCGAGAUUGUGCACUCGGCCGAAGCUCAAGAAAUUGUCGUCGUCAGAGAGGAGGCUCAUAUCAGCGGGGACUGGUCGAGCAUGCACCUGAAUCAGAGUUACCUCCUACAACGAGAAGACGGCAGCGUCUGUGAAGCUGCCAUUGUCAACGAGCUGAGUUCUGAACUCUCUACUGGGGAACCAAAGCUGUAUGAAGACAGUGUUCAGGCAGGUGUUGAGUUAGAUACACAACCCGUGGAAGUGUAUGAGUUUUGCACCCUGGUUGAGGAGGUUGCUGAGGAAACGGUCUGUGCCAGUAGUAGUGCCCAGGUGCCUCACUCUCCAGGAUACGAGAUGAACUUAUUCAACGCGUUACUAGAACACUCUGAGGAGUACACUGUUAAAGAGGACAUUGAAUCGUCUAUUCACACAAUGAAUGAAAGUGGCACUGUCAUCAUUUCCCAGCAGCCCUUGUCUUCAUUGAAUGAUGCAAUUCAACUGCAGCCUUGCUCUAACAGUAAUUCCCAUAAUUUGUCCAUGCUAAACACGAGGGUAGCUGCUGUCGGGCAACAUUUGGUAUUAAAUGCUAACCAAGCUGUUGAAGUGGCUAACUCAAGUGAAGUUUGUUUGGUGGAAGUAGCUGCUGUUACAUCGGAGUCAUUCGCUGUUGAUCUGGUGGACACCAGUCCACAAAUCGGGACAACUUACUCGCAGGUCAAUGCAGCAAUCGUGGCCCAAACGGACGUGAGUGACUCUCCUAUAAUUCACACGACUCCCCAAAAACAGGAAGCAGACACCACAGCUGGGGCACCAUCGUUUAUAUCCCCGGGGGUUACUGGUGAGGACACAGGGAUGGAAUCAUCCGUUGCCGUUUCAGGACACGUUCAGCCCACAACAAAUCAGACUGUUGUAAGUGCCACAAAGCCAGAGGGCAAUAUUUCUUCACAUGAAGGGAACAAAGACACCCCUGCUCUGACAGAGACUCCUUUACAGAGAAUCCAGAAUGUUGCUUUGCCCACAGAAACCAAACCAGAGGCUGUCUGCACCACUCGCUCCGGCAUUAUAAAUCCAAAGCUGCUCCUUCUUAAACCGGGAGAAACUCUCCUGAAACCCCCACCCUCCUUUUUGGCAAAGGUGUCCAAGCAACAGAAUGCGACCGGCAAGCUGGCCAAUGCCCACAGCUCAUGGUCUGGCACAGUGUCUGAGGAGUGCCUUGCCCAAACUGUCCCGGACUCUUUAUGUCCUUCUGUGGCUCUCAGCGGCCAGAAAGAUCAGACGCAGUGCUCUGUCGAUAAAACUUCUGUGUCAGCGGCCACUCCUGUCAAGGUACAGCAGUCCAGUAAGAGCAGUAACUCAUUUCAACUUGACCAGAAUCCAUUGCUCACCCCCACAUCCUCAACAAGUAAAUCUGACAAAGAGGCCUUAAAUGUUACUGAAACUUCAAGUGAAGCAGAUUCUGCGUCCCAAGAUGUUGUCGCCCUUACAGAUCCUACUGCGCCUUACGCCCUUUACAUGCUCUCAGCAUCAGUGGAAGGGGAAGGUGCAGUAAUGGCAUCUACCAGUCUUAAUGACCCCGUCAACCAACCGGACUCCCUCUAUAUGGAAGAAGAGAGUGAGGACAUGGAGCAGGACGAACCAACGGGAGACACUGAGGCUCUGGAUGCCACUUCAGGCCAGGUCAGCAGUCCAGAGGAAGACAGUGAUGAAGAACCAGACGCAGACAAAGAAAGCGAGAUGAGCACCCUCAGCUCUCCAGACAAGCAUGGACAGAGCAGGACAGACAGACAGACACUGUUCCUUAAGGUACGCCAGUGGAUAGCAGACAGGGUCACUGGGAAUUCAUCUCCCGUCUCACCCUCCACCUCAUCUUACCCCGGUCCCUCCCCCACCAAUGAUUGGUCUACCCCACGACGGGACAAGUCCCUACUCCUCCGGGGUCCCCAUGGGAAGUUUGUGUCUCCAUCCUCCGGGUGUGGCUACAGUCUCUCCACUUCCCCACCAGAUCAUGCCCCCCCUCAGCGACCCCGUGGUCAAGCAGACAUGGCAGAGUUGGCUAAACAUGAAGCAGACAUCGAGCAUCGGACCCAGUCACUGAAGCGAGAGGGCUUCUGGUCGAUGAAGCGUCUCACCCGCCUGACGGAGCCGCCGCGGCCGAAGGUGCACUGGGACUACCUGUGUGAGGAGAUGCAGUGGCUCUCGGCUGACUUUGCUCAAGAGCGGCGCUGGAAGAGAGGGGUGGCUAGAAAGGUGGUGCGAAUGGUGAUGCGACACCACGAGGAGCUGAGGCAAAAAGAAGAAAAGGCCAAGAGAGAUGAGCACGCUAAAAUCCGAAGAGUUGCAUCUUCUAUCGCAAAGGAGGUCCGGGCUUUCUGGAGCAGUGUGGAGAAGGUGGUGCAGUACAAGCAGCAGUCCAGACUGGAGGAAAAGAGGAAGAAGGCUUUGGACCUUCAGCUGGACUUCAUUGUUGGCCAGACUGAGAAAUACUCAGACCUCCUCAGCAAGUCACUUGCACACACCAGACUUGCUGAACCAGAAACUGUCCCCCAGACUCCCAAAAAAUCUGUGCCAGCUGCUGUUGAUGAGGAUGACAGAGACUUUGAGCCUCCUUGUGAGGAGGAGGAUGACGAGGAGACCAUAGAGGUGGAGGAGCAGCAGGAGGGCAAUGACGCGGAGAGCCAUCAGAGGGAGAUUGAACUGCUGAAGGAGGAGGGCAUGCUGCCCCUGGACCAAUUACUCAGCACCCUCAAACGGCCUCAGGAGUCGGGCUCGGACGAAGAAUGCUCGGAUGAAACCUCUUCAUCAGUAGAAGAGGAAGAUGGUGAAUUUACUGCCAAUGAAGAGGAUGCUGAGGAUGAGGAGGACACCAUAGCUGCCCAGGAGAAGGUUGAGGGAAAUGUGGACCAUGCAGAGGAACUGGAUGACUUGGCCAAAGAAGGCGAUAUGAGUGUUGAGGAGCUUCUCGAGAAGUACAAAGGAGCCUAUGCCUCAGACUUUGAGGCGCCGUCUGCAUCUGGCUCUAAAGAAAGCUCUGAUUCGGAGCUGUCUGGGGAUGAGGAAGAGGAGACUGAAGAAGAUGAGAGUGAUGUGGAAAGCAACACUUCCUCCUCAGAAUCCCCAGGAGACAGCGGAGAAGACGAUGACAGCGAGAAGGACGAAGAGGAGAGCGAGGAAGAAGACGAUGACUGUGGAGAUGAAGGGAUGGAGGUCUUGCUAAAGGAGGGGGACAACAGCCCACCUCCCUCCAGCUCACGGCCGAAGAAAGAGAUCAGCCACAUCGCUGCUACUGCAGAGAGCUUGCAGCCGAAAGGCUACACUUUGGCUACUACAAAGGUCAAGACUCCCAUUCCGUUCCUGCUUGAUGGCACGUUGCGAGAAUACCAGCACAUUGGACUCGACUGGCUGGUCACCAUGUUCGAGAAAAAGCUGAAUGGCAUUCUGGCUGAUGAGAUGGGCUUGGGCAAGACCAUCCAGACAAUCGCUCUGCUGGCUCACCUCGCCUGUGAAAAAGGUAACUGGGGCCCUCACCUCAUCAUCGUUCCCACCAGUGUGAUGUUGAACUGGGAGAUGGAGCUGAAACGCUGGUGUCCUGGGUUUAAAAUCCUCACUUACUUUGGCAGCCAAAAGGAGAGAAAGCUAAAGAGACAGGGCUGGACGAAGCCUAAUGCUUUCCACGUGUGCAUCACUUCGUACAAAUUGGUGCUGCAGGAUCACCAAGCGUUCCGCCGCAAGUCUUGGCGAUACCUGAUUCUAGACGAGGCACAAAAUAUCAAGAACUUCAAGUCCCAACGCUGGCAGAGCUUGCUGAACUUCAACAGCCACCGGCGACUGCUGCUGACGGGAACCCCUCUCCAGAACAGCCUGAUGGAGCUGUGGUCCCUGAUGCACUUCCUGAUGCCCCACGUCUUCCAGUCCCACCGCGAGUUCAAAGAGUGGUUCUCCAACCCGCUGACAGGAAUGAUCGAGGGCAGUCAGGAGUACAACGAGGGCCUGGUCAAGAGGCUCCACAAGGUGCUGAGGCCGUUCCUGCUCCGGAGGAUCAAGAUCGACGUGGAGAAGCAGAUGCCCAAGAAAUACGAACACGUGGUGCGCUGUCGCCUCUCCAAGAGACAGCGGUUUCUCUACGAUGACUUCAUGGCCCAGGCCUCGACCCGGGAGACGCUGGCCAGCGGUCACUUCAUGUCUGUGAUAAACAUCCUCAUGCAGCUCCGCAAAGUGUGCAACCACCCCAACCUGUUCGACCCCCGACCCAUCCAGUCUCCCUUCAUCACGAAGCCCAUUGUUUUCCAUACUGCCUCCCUGGUGCAGGAUGCCCUGGAGGUCUCCCCUUUAAAGCGCUGCGAUCUUUCUAUGUUUGACCUUGUGGGUUUGGAGAGCCGCGUGUCCCGGUACCAGGCAGAUGUCUUCCUGCCGCGACACAAGGUCAGCCGCCAACUAAUCCAGGAGAUCAUGGACUCCCCUGAACCCCCUCCCAGACCCAGACCAGUCCGCAUGAAGGUCAACAGGACGUUCCAGCCGCCUCCUAAAAGUGAUAAUCGAGCAGUCCUACUGGUGAACAAGCCUACCUGCUCGGUACCCCCUGCAGCACAGACCCCCAAACCUCCUCCAGUUACUGAAGUCUCCUCAACUCCUGCCCCUGUAGUUCAACAAGUGGUGUGUUCGGUGUCGACCACGGCCGCUCUUCGCCCGUCCAUGCACCUUUCAACUCAAACUGCAGUGAGAGCCGGCGCCCCAAAGCCAGUGCUGAGCGUACGGCCCCCCGCUGCCCCAUGCACAGCCGGCAUCCCGGCUCAUCCCAGUCCAAACCCCGGCAGCGUCCUGCCCCAGAGGGUUCUGCUCAGUCCAGAUAUGCAGGCGAGGUUGCCCUCUGGUGAGGUAGUGAGCAUAGCCCAGCUUGCCUCCCUGGCAGGGCGACCUGUGUCCUCCUGCCAGGGCAGUAAACCCGUCACCUUCCAGCUUCAGGGCAACAAGCUGACUCUGUCUGGAGCCCAGAUCCACCAAGUCCCAGCAGCCUCUCCACGCCCAGUUCACGGUAAUGUGAUGCACCUGGUGUCCAGCGGGGUGCAGCACCACCUCAUCAGCCAGCCUGCCCAGGUGGCUGUCCAGAGCGCAGCCAGCACACAUCCUGCAAACACCUCUACUGCUCCACCUACCAAUCGGCUGCCGCACAAUGCCGUAGCACAAGUGCCCCCCGCCAUAGUGAGCAGCCCCGGCGUUGUGAAGAUCGUUGUACGUCAGACAGCAGGCAAGGAUGGCGGGCCUGUGCCCACCCUGGCAGUGGCCCCUUCCCCUCGUGUUGCUCCUCAUACUUCCCUUUUCCCGCACCCCCACGCCAACACAACCUCUGUCAGAAACACUGGCCCGCUGCAGAUUGUUCAGCGCACCCCUGGUCCCGCUACUGCCCACUACACCAUAGCUCCUCCCGGAAUCCCUAGCUCAACCCCAAACCAGCCCCACCCUCCUCGCCCCGUCCUCAAAGUAGUGCAGCCUCCUCCAUCAAGCACAGAGCAGCCAGCUCCAGUUCAGCUGGCCUCCACGUCCUCUGCGUCAAAGGCAUCUUCAUCAGCACCACGUGACCGGAGCGGUCAAACACCAGUUACCACAAAGACUAGGUCCAGUACAAGUGCAAAGGCUUUCCCUCCACCCAGGAGAGUCCCCCGUCCACCUCCUCGUUCUCCGUUCCACAUGCAAUGGUUGGCAGACUGCCAUAAGCAGCAGCGCAACAGCCGGCUGGACUUCAUCAUUCGAGUCAACGAGAACCACUGCACGGCAAAGCCCAUGUACGGCCGGGAGGUUUUGAACUUUUUGACUUUUCUCCCUGGUCCCCGUCCCUCGCCAGCCGCCCUGAGCCCUGAGGGGGAGUGGGGCCGCUCGGGCCACAGCAGCUGUCUGUACGCACAGUGGCAAAACAAAUACGACUUCUGGUUUCAGAGUCACGCUGUGAGACAGGCCAUCCACAGCAUUGAUGACAGGCUGGAGCUGCUCAAUGAUAUUAUAGACAGGUUUACAUUUGCGAUUCCCCCAGUGGAGGCUCCUCCGAUCUCCAUGCACUGCUGCCAUCCUCCUCCCUCUGUAAGCCAUAAGCAGGCAGUCUUCUCCACCCUGCUGUCAACUCAAGUCACUCCGCUUACUCGCAGUCUCCAUCGCAUCCAGUGUUACAUGCGGACCCAGUUUCCAGACCUGAGGCUCAUACAGUAUGAUUGUGGUAAGCUGCAGACUCUCCACACUUUGCUGCGAAAGCUGAAGACCGGAGGUCACAGAGUGUUGAUCUUCACCCAGAUGACGCGUAUGUUGGAUGUGCUGGAGCAGUUCCUUAACUACCACGGACACAUCUACCUCCGUCUGGAUGGCAGCACCCGUGUGGAGCAGAGACAGGCUCUAAUGGAGCGCUUCAACGCAGACCGGCGUAUUUUCUGCUUCAUUUUAUCAACUCGCAGCGGAGGUGUAGGGGUGAACCUGACUGGGGCCGACACAGUAGUUUUCUACGACAGUGACUGGAACCCCACCAUGGAUGCUCAGGCACAGGACCGCUGCCACCGAAUCGGCCAGACCAGAGACGUCCACAUCUACAGGCUGAUCAGUGAGCGAACAGUGGAGGAGAACAUUUUAAAGAAAGCCAAUCAGAAGAGGAUGCUGGGAGAUAUGGCUAUUGAAGGAGGGAACUUUACCACUGCCUUCUUCAAACAGCAAACCAUCCGAGAGCUGUUUGAUAUGAACGAAGGGGAGAAGAGGGAUGUGGCAGCGGAGCUAUCAGUGCCCCAACCUGAGGAGGAAGAGGCAGUCAACAAGCAGAGCACCACCAUUCUGGAGCAGGCCCUGUGUCGUGCCGAGGAUGAGGAGGACAUAGUCGCAGCCUCACAGGCCAAAGCAGAGCAGGUGGCUGAACUGGCGGAGUUCAACGAGAACAUACCGCUGGACGACGGAGGGGAGCAAGAGGAAGUGGAGGAGCUCUCGAAGGCCGAGCAGGAAAUCGCUGCUCUGGUGGAGCAGCUCACUCCCAUUGAACGCUACGCCAUGAACUUCCUGGAAGCCUCAUUAGAAGACGUCUGCAAGGAGGAGUUGAAGCAGGCUGAGGAGCAAGUGGAGGCCGCCAGGAAGGGCCUGGACCAGGCCAAGGAAGAGGGCCUGAAGCUCCACGCUUCAUCCGAUGACGAGGACGAUGACUUUUUGUCGCCGCCAGCGUCUGUGGAGCCUGCUCAGCCAGCCCGCCGAGGCCGUAAACCCAAGGACAAGGACAAGAUUGUCACCUCUACAAGGACUAGUGGUCGGCUGCGUGGGGCUUCGCCCGAAACUGAGUCUGAGCCCACGUCCCCAAGAGAAGUGCCUGAAAGACUCCGCUGUGGUCUGAGAGGACGAGGAUCUGCCAAAGACGCCACGUCUGCCACCCCGUUCCGCACAGACCAUCACAAAACCUCUUCAUCGACCAGGCUUCAGGAUUCCUCCAAACCUUCGAAAGCCUCAUCUCCUGCCAGAGAUCACCAGACUAUCAAAACUAGGACUCUGCCAAACCGCUCCCAUCCAAGUUCAGUGCCUUCCCCUCUUACCACCUCCCCCCCUGGAGGAAAACAACAGUGUGCCGGGGAGAGUGACGGCAAGACCUCCAAAGCCUGCAGGGAGGAGAAAGACGGGGAGAAUGAGAGGAGGCUGUCUGAGUCUUCGCUAGAAUCCAGCUGCCCAUUGGACCAACAGGCAAAAGAUGAGGACACCAAAGACAACAGCGACAUGUCUCCCCCCUCCACCAGCUCCCGGUCGCCUCGCAAGCGCCAGUCAGCAGACGGCGAAGUCCUUCGGGGCCUGGUUGAGGACUCCCCAUCAGCCAAAGUCCUGCGGAAGCUUCCAGGGCGGCUGGUCACGGUGGUGGAGGAGAAGGAGCCGAGAAGGAGGAGGCGGAGAGGAAGCGGCACUGGAGGUGGAGCUUCUUCAGAGGAGGCAACCGUGGAGGAGAACACUGCCGGAUUGGUCGACGAACCAAACAAAGACAGCACAUCACCGUUGGGCCCUGACUGUAAAACUAAAGGAGCCGUUACCAAAUCUCCUCAGGACCCAGACUCUACUCCGAGUCCGUCUGUGCACCCACCGCCUGUCAGAAGUUAUCCUCCAUAUUCCCCAUCCCAUCUUUCUCCUGACAUGCCUGUGCUGAGAAAUCUUCCUGUACGGCGCAGGUUGGAAACUGAAUCUCGCAUGGCCGCCCAGCUCGUAGAGCAACAGCAGCAACUGGGUCGAGGAAGAGGAGGGAACCAGUCCAGAAAAACUGACACACCACCUGGCAAAGACUCUUCCUCUACAGAGUCCAGUGUGAAUUCUCUCACGACACCUUUGAAAAGAAAGAGGGGCCGGCCCCCUAAGACUCCUCCUAGGUUACCCGAGUCUGACAACACAGUGGCCACCUCCCCACAGCCUUCCUUGCCAGUUGAGGAGGGGAACCCCCCUCUCUCCCCAAAACGUAAGAGGGGUCGUCCUCGCAAAGACUCCACAACCACGCCAGAAACCGUAAGUGAAGGACAGAACUCUAAAAAUGAGACUACUACUACGGGUGUAUCUGGUAUAUCAAAAACCGAUGCCAGCACAGAGUCAACUGUCUUGUCUCCCCACAAGUCGGAAACCCCUAUAGCUGCUGUUGUCACUACAAGUCAGGCCUCCCAGUCCAUCAAAAAGGAGGAAACCGACACUAAGACUGAGAUUUCAGCCCCUGCUCCAAACCCAGAAGGAGCCCCCACAACAACAACAAAAGAUAAAGCUUCUACACCAACAGUCGCAGCCCCCACAACACCUGCACCCCUCCCUGUGGUUGCCUCCACAUCAGCCUUGGCCCUAUUUGUUAGUUCAGCUACAGCAUCAACGCAGGUGUCCCCUGCAUCCUCUGUCACACUUUCUAUGUCUGCAAUUAGCCCCGUUGCAGCUCCCCCCACUCCGACAACUCCAGUGCCACCUGCCAGUGCUGUCACACCAACUCUUGCAGACAUAAAACAAACACUUGUGGUUUCCACUGCUCCUAAAGCUCCCGAAGAGCUGAACCCUUCAGGUUAUACAACAGACUCUGUCGAAACCACCACAGUUUCCACACCAGCUGCUACCACUCCAUCAACGGUGUUGUCUUCUGUCGUGGCUGUCAGCGCAAUUCCAACAUCAGUACCUGCCACAACGAUUACAGAAGCUGCGAACGUAAUAUCAAAAACAGUCAGCGUGACACCAGCAGUCACUACCACAGUGAAAUCAGUCACAGCUAAAACUACGGCUGUUGACUUGCCGCAAGCUUCUGCUCUUUCAUCGCCAUCUACCCCAGCUGCUGUAUCCUGUGCUCCAACUUCUCUAUCUUCCGCUCCAACUGCCUCACAGAAGGUUUCUGCUAUAACAUCUACCCUAGCUACUGUAUCAACUGCCCCAUGUACUGAAUCCUCUGCCCCAGCUACAUUAUUAUCCGCCCCAGCUUCUGUAACCUCUGCUCCAGCUGCCUCCCAGAAGGUUUCAGCUACAGCCACUAGCCCAGCUUCAAUUUCACCACAACCAACCUCGACAUCUUCCCACACUACAGCAACAACUCUGACAACAACAGUAAAAGCAGCCCAAGCUAGUCCAUCAAACUCAACAAGUCCAAGCACAGUCCCCACUGCAAGCCCAACGAUGUCUACUCCUAGCACACCAUCAGUAACAACGGCCUCCUCAUCGGCUGCAAACACAAUUCCGUCUUCUUCAGCUCAAGCAAAGACUAAUGUGACGACAACUAAAGUCCCUUUCAAACCCGUCUCAACCUCGCCACCACCAACCGCUCAAGUGGCAACACAGGCACAGGAAACUGUUCCAGUUGUUUCCACGUCGUCAACAAAACCUGCUGCUACACCAACCCCACCCUGCCCUCCUUCCCCAACUACAACAUCUGCCAGUGAGACCGCCACAGCCGAGGCAAAGACAGUUACAGUACCGUCAUCUCCCCCAACAGAGCGAGCAGAGGGGGUCCAAGAAACGACCCCUGUAGCAGCCGCAGCCCCUUCUUCCAAAGAACACCCAACUUCAACAACUCCUGCUGCAGAAAAGUCUGUCAUGAUCCCCCCACCCCAAGUAGGAACUUCCACAGGUGCCUCAGGCACCACAACUACAUCUCCAGAAGACUCCAUCACAGUUGCCACCACAAACGCCACAACUACCCAAGUAUCGACUACCACAGCCGCCCCUGUGUCCGUAGCAACCGUAGCAGCUACCGCAGCUGCCCCGGCCCAAACGCUUCCUCCUGUGUCCACCACACAAACGUCUGCUGUCGUUUCCCUGCAAGCACGAAGCUCUGCAUCCACAGAUGUUUCCCCAGAUGUGUCUUCAGCAGCCCGGACAGAGGCCCUGCCCCCGGUUCCCACAUCUGCAUCUGCUAGUGUUUCGUCUGAGACAACGAAAGUGUCUGCAAAGAAAGUGUCUGCAUCUAAAAGUGACACGGACAGCGUGACCGGAAUGGAGGUAGACGCUGCGGAGCCGGAAUCAAGGUCUAGCAAGAAGGAUGACCAACAGGAGGACAUCUGCGAGUCUCGGCCUAAAAAGGAGGACAUCUGUGAGUCUCAGUCUAACAAGGAGGACAUCUGUGAGUCUCGGCCUAAAAGGAGAAAGGUGGAGCGUUCCUCUGAGACCAAAGGAAGGGAGAGAGGAGGCGGAGAUGCACAGCCUGCAACUGCCACUCACAAAGAAGAACACAAGCAACAGACAGUUGAGCAGACUGCUGAAGAUCAGAAAACUCCAAUCCAGAAAAGACCUCUUAGUCGCCAGAGUAGCCAGGAGUCUGCUCAGUCCUCUUCGUCAUCUUCCGGGUGCUCAACCCUCACUCGUCACGCUCACCACAAGAGGACUUACGAGAACCGACAUCCCGCCAAGAAGAGGCGAAUGGACGUUACCUCAGAAACGGGGAAAGAGGAGAAAAACGCAGAGGGUCGGGUGAAGGAAGGAGAAGGUGGCGAGAAGGCGCUCACCACCGCUACGUCUCGGGGAAGGCGUUCCAGUUCUUCCUCCUCCUCCUCGGACUCUGACAACAGCGAGAGCAGGAAGGAGCGCCGAUUGACUCGCUCAGCCAAGCACGGGCUACAAGAUCUAGAGAGGGAAAAGGGCAACAGCCGGCAAGGAAAGAAACCCACGUGCAGCUCUGACAGAAAUGCGUCAAACAACGCCAACACCUCCACAGGUGGAGAGUCCGGCAGCGACACGUCUUCUGUUAGGAUCACCAGACGGUGUGCCGGAGCUCAGCCUUUACAAGACAGUAAAGCUCAGACGAACAGCGUAGUGCCUCCUGAGCCCGAAGUUCUGGGGAAGAGGUGCUCUGCACUCAAUGCGGCAGCCAAGCUCCUAGCGAUGAAAGGCAGGGUGGACACCCCUGGCCACACCCCUCGGAAAGACUCAGGUGCUAAGGCCGCUGGGACUUCCCCUGCCUCCUCUUCUGACAAAAACCAAAAGCCUAAAAGCAAAGUUGUACCAGCCUCUCCACAGAGUAACUCUGUAAAUGUUACUAAUAAUAAAAGCGCUGGUAGCAAACCCUCACUGCCCAACCAGACAAGCCGCCCUGCUUCCCGCUCCACCAGACAGUGCCCCGGUUCUCUGGUUCCGCCCCUGGAAGCGGAGUACAAGAGGUCUAAAGCAGAGGAAAAGGAGAGGGGGAGCAGGAAGUCGUCGGGGGGGAAGGAAGGCGAGGCAGAAGCCCAGUCCUCGUCCCGGGGCCACAGUGCCUGCAGCAGCAUGAGCAGUGACGGCGAGGGGGGCGGGCGCAGCAGCAGAAGCCGCAGCAGCAGCAGCAGCAACAGCAGCAGCCGAUGUACCCGCAGCAUCAGCUCUCAGAACACGGAGCGCAGGGAGUCCCGCGCCACGUCCUCCGGCAGCGAGAGGGACCGCAGCUCGGAGAACAGAGACAAGCAGGGCCAGCACAGGGAGAGUCGGAAGGACAGGAGGUCUCACAGGCUCUCGCAGGAGGUGAACAGCAGUUCAGGGACGGAGGGGACGCCGGACAGAGUGCUGCGUAGUGUCGCCGCACUCGCGGCGGUGCAGGCCAGGUCACCGGCCGCAAGCACCCGCUCCUCUUCUGGUCAGAAUCGUCACAACAAGACAUGAUCAGAGUGCCAAAACGGAGAAGAAAAACGGAAGCGAGAGUGCGUUGCAGAGCACGAUACGAGAGCAUGUCCCGACCUGUAAGGUUGCUGCUUUGUGUGCACUCUGAUGAAUGCAAGGGAACGGAGUGCCGCACAAGCCAGGGACCUCCCUGCCUCUUGGGCCCUCUCCCUUUCCAAUUAGAGCUGGUCCGCUCACCAGCUCAGCCAUUGUCAGCCGGGGGAAGGCUCAGGGAUGCCAGACUGAGAGUUAAAAAAAAAAAAAAUGCGGCGCCAUUGCUGUGCGCCCGUAAACAGAGAGGUGGUACAGUGGAUACAUUCACCACUUGGACUUGAGGGGGACAAAGGUGCAAAAGGUAAUAAAGGAAAGUUGUUAGUUGACAUUAUGUACUGUAAUCAUUAAAGACUGGAACACUCAGAUCUUAUGUGUUAAGACGGGAUCAUACAGCGCCCUCCGUAAGGGUCAGAAAUGAAGUCAUUUGUGUGACAUUAAAAACUAAUGAGCGCAAGAGUGACCAGUUGUAUUGUAAGUUGGAGGUUUUAGAGAGUUUGGUUUUGAAAAAUUUCAUCAGCUGACCUGACUAUCGUUUCUUUGUAGUCAGUCGAUAAGUUAUGCAUAUUUUAUUAUUUCUUCCAGGGUAUUAGGAAGAGACCAGAUCUGUCAAUGUGAUCUUUGCUGCACUAUGCUGGAGCUUGUCUUUGCUUGGGCCCCCCUUUCUGUCAUGUUACGUUUCUGUUCAUUGGAUUAAUUUUUAAAUCCAGCCUUGCGUUUCUCAUUUGCACAUCUGAUAGUGUGGCCCUCUGCAUUUUGAGUACAUUGUGGUGUAGUAAUACGUUUUUACAUCACUGUCAACUUCAGCCGAUUAAUUGGUUCCUGGUACCCCACGAUGUAUCUCAGCAGUUUGAAAGUGCAUUAAUUGAAGUUGCAAAUUGUCUUGGAUCAUCUUUUGCUUCUGACCACCGAUCUGGAGCAGCAUAAAUUAAUUUUCUUUUUCCUAAUCUUCCCAAAUGCGGUAAUAGUUACGGUCCACUUGGUCAUGUAUUUAUAUCAAAAGGGCAAGUAAAUGUUAUCGAAAUGAAGAGUGCCUCUCUGGCCAAAUGGGUUUGAACCUUAGAUUGCCUUGUGAAGCACCUGAAGCUGGGGUGUUGAGCUUCUCUCCUUAUUUAAAAAAAGAAAAAAAAAAAAAAAAAAAAAAAAAAAAAAAAGCCAAACAAAACAUGACCGAGAACAUCACAAAAAGCACCUCGUGCAUCAGUGCUACCAAAUUGUUUUAUUUUCACCUGAAACUUUUUUCAGCAUCACUUCAUUGCUUCUCGUUCA
Etheostoma spectabile (orangethroat darter) is the source of this 15116-nucleotide messenger RNA. It is a transcript of the gene srcap, whose product is annotated as Snf2-related CREBBP activator protein. Gene Ontology annotation, molecular function: DNA binding; ATP binding; ATP hydrolysis activity. Gene Ontology annotation, biological process: chromatin remodeling. Gene Ontology annotation, cellular component: Swr1 complex. NCBI's taxonomy places the organism in Eukaryota, Metazoa, Chordata, Actinopteri, Perciformes, Percidae. The record is from RefSeq and is a predicted model, not a curated record. Bases 549 to 13799 code for a protein of 4416 amino acids. The transcript is spliced from 35 exons.